Molecule: messenger RNA, 1260 nt
Organism: Naumovozyma castellii
Lineage: Eukaryota; Fungi; Ascomycota; Saccharomycetes; Saccharomycetales; Saccharomycetaceae
Gene: VCX1
Product: Vcx1p
Exons: 1
Coding region: 1-1260 (419 amino acids)
Source: RefSeq, a predicted model, not a curated record
AUGGACUCUACUACACCCUUACUUACUGCGGACAAUCAUCGCAGAGCUGGAGGCCAAUUGAGGGCCGAUAUCGAUGCGGAUGCCGAUCAAACCACUUGGGAAACAGCCAAGAUGGACUUACACUAUGUUAUUUAUUCAUCUCCUUUAAACAUUCUAUUAUUGAUUGUUCCCCUGGGGAUUUUUUUUGGGUUCAUGGAAUUAUCACACACAUGGACUUUUGUUUUUAAUUUCUUAGCUAUCAUUCCCUUAGCGGCCAUUCUAGCCUAUGCCACGGAGGAAUUGGCGGACAAGGCUGGUAGUACCGUUGGUGGGUUGUUGAAUGCUACAUUUGGUAAUGCUGUGGAGUUGAUUGUUUCCAUCAUUGCCUUGAAAGAGGGUCAAGUUCGUAUUGUUCAAGCUUCCAUGCUGGGUAGUUUACUUUCUAAUUUGUUGCUAGUGCUUGGGUUUUGUUUCAUCUUUGGUGGGUACAAUAGAGUGCAACAAAGAUUUAAUCAAACAGCUGCUCAAACAAUGUCAUCCUUAUUGGCCAUUUCAUGUGCAUCGCUUUUGAUCCCUGCUGCAUUUAGAGCCACUUUACCAAGUGGGAAAUCUGCCAGUGGGAUUGUGGAUGAGAAGAUUCUUGAAUUAUCCAGAGGUACAUCCAUUAUCUUGUUGAUUAUCUAUCUAUUAUUCUUGGUUUUCCAAUUGGGAUCACACCAUGAAUUAUUUGAACAGCAAAUGGAGGAGACUGACGAAAUUAUGAGUCAAUAUUCCAAUAAACCUGCUCAUACAUUGAGUAUCAGAUCAUCAUUAUGCUUCCUAUUGAGUGCUACGGUUAUCAUUUCCCUAUGUGCCGAUUACUUGGUGGGGACUAUUGAUAACGUUGUGGAAUCUACGGGUUUAUCCAAGACAUUUAUUGGGUUGAUUGUUAUUCCUAUUGUGGGUAAUGCUGCAGAGCAUGUUACCUCUGUGUUGGUGGCAAUGAAGGACAAGAUGGACCUAGCAUUAAGUGUUGCCAUUGGGUCCUCAUUACAAAUUUCAUUAUUCGUGACUCCUUUCAUGGUUCUUGUGGGGUGGAUGAUUAACGUCCCCAUGACUUUAAACUUCUCUACAUUCGAGACCACGACGCUUUUUAUCGCCGUGUUUCUAUCAAACUACUUAAUCCUUGACGGGGAGUCCAACUGGUUAGAGGGGGUUAUGUCGCUGGCCAUGUACCUAUUGAUUGCAAUGGCAUUUUUCUACUACCCCGACAUCGAGACCUUUGGUAAGGUUCCUGCGUAG